AUGGAAUAUCUUGAAGAAGAUGAUGAUAUCGUGGUUUACGAUGAUCAGAUUUUCAACUGUACCGAUUGUGGAGUUUAUUUCAAGACUGAAAAAGAACUACAAGACCAUGAUAGUUUGCUGCAUAAUAAGAAACAAAAACGUCAUAUCCGUUGUCCCUUUGAAGGAUGUGAUGAGAUGUUAUCGACUAAAAGAGAUAUUGCUGUGAAACACAUUCACAUGUAUCACGAUACAAGUUGUACCAUCUCGAGAAUUGAAUUUGACAAUGAAGAUGAGUUUCGAGUAAGUUUUUAUUUUUGAAAGUGAUAUUGAAUAGUUACUUAUUUAGGAUUGGAUGACUGAAAAUCAAAAAGAGACCAAAACUUGGUAUAAAUAUUCAUCGCAAACAACGGCUACGAUCAAAAAAGCGUAUUAUUUGUGCGCACAUCGUGAUUAUUGCGUUAAUUUUGUUUGGGCUCAUGGAAAUCUUGAGAAUUACAAAGUCAGCGUUGAGUAUUGUUUUUAUCAUACGCAUCCGGUUGAACCAAAUCCAGCUGAUUAUAGAACACAACCGUAAGUACAAUAAAAUUAAAGAAAUAUAUCAGAAAAGAAAAGUUUAGGUUCCAUUUGAAUUUACGAAGAAGAUCUGAAGAAUCUAAGCUGUUUUUGAUGCCAAAGGAAAACAUUGAAAAGGAAGAAGAAGAAACAGAAACAGAAACAGAGGAGAGCGAAGACGAGGAAGAAUAUGUUAUAAACAAUGCAAAUGAAGAGAAACGAGAGAAAGUGAUUCAUUAUAAGCGUGGUAAGUUUGCUCCAUUGUACAUGUUUUUUUCAAAUAGUUCUAUUUUUUGCCGAAUCAUAUGUUUUGGACUUUUUUUGAUAAGAUGAAUUCUUCUAAUCAAAAUUUAGUUGAACAUCGACUAAAUGGCAUUUUCAUGUUUUUUUUAGCAAGUGAGUUGAAAUAUUAGAUUUUAUUCGUAUUCUUAGGAUAGAAAAGUCUAAGACAAACAGAAUGAUAUAAAUUUUCAUGACUUUACGUUAUCCAUAAAUAAGUGAUUUAGGGACGUUUAGUCGAGCGACUCGGUUUAUUGACUAAACGUCGCUAAAUCACUUAUGAAUAACGUAAUGUCAUGAAAAUUUAUAUCAUUCGGUUUGUCUUAGGCCUUACUAUCCUAUGAAUACGAUUAAAACCCAAUAUUUCAACUCACUUGCUAGAAAACAUCAAAAUAUCAUUUAGUCGAUGUCCAAUUAAAAAUCAAAAAACAUUUAUCAUUGUUUCAGACGACAUGAGUGCAAAUGAUUUCUUAGCCGGCCUUGUUGAAAAUAUGAUGGAAUCUGAAGAACCACAAACAUCGGAUGCUCCACAAUAUGUGACUGCAAUCGAUGACACAACAGAAGUUAUGGAUCUUUGCAGUGAUUAUUAUAUGAAUGUAAGUUUUUUGAUAACCAAUAUUAUUUUUGAGAUCAAUAAUCAUUUAGGACCCUUCACCACAACCACAACCAACUCGUCGAACCAAAAAAUUGACUCGAGAAAUUCAGAAUUUAUCAUUUGCAAAUCCUGGCGGUGAAAUGUCGCGAUUCCUUCCAGAAACCGGAGAUAUCAUCAGCAAAAAGAGAUCGCGUAGAACAAUUGCGACAACAAAACCAACAUAUGAAGAAGGAGUUAUUGAUGAUGAAUAUCCACUUUAUCAUGAUAGAAAUGGGAAAUUGGUGGCCAAAAGUUGCAAUUUUGCGACAGAUCUUUGUGAUUGUCUUAUUUUGGAAUGUUCCGGUUGUCAAUGGCCAUGUCAAUCUUGUAAAUGUAAGCAUUUUCUUUAUUUGCUGAAAUAUUUUUGAAUUAUUUUUCAGCGAGAAAAUGUGGAAUAACCUGCCGUCAUAAUCGAAAAGAAGUGAUCACAAAAAUCGAGGAAUUAUGUACAGUCGAAAAUUCAAAAAAUCAUAAAAUCACAGUAAAUCCAUGUUGGGAUCAGGCAGUUCAUCAAGAUUAA
Molecule: messenger RNA, 1964 nt
Organism: Caenorhabditis angaria
Lineage: Eukaryota; Metazoa; Nematoda; Chromadorea; Rhabditida; Rhabditidae
Source: the annotation of a GenBank genome assembly